AUGCCUGGCAUCAACCAACUCCCGGCUGGGUCAGAAGGGGCGGCAGCCAUCUCGCUCAUAUGGGCGUCGACUAGCUGGAUCUGCAGCAGCUUGCUGCUGUGGCUGACAUGGUCGCACCACGAAGGAUGGUCUUACCUUUCGCUGCUAGCUGUGUCGUCGAUAUCCAGCACGACCUUCUCCAUUGUGCAGCAAAUACGAGACAUCACGUUUUACGUCGAUAUAGUGACGGAGGGAUUCGAGCGCAAGUUGAGACUACCCGCCGACGACCCAGAACUAGCCAUCGCCAAUGGGUCCUUUGGAGCUGACUUGGUCCUCUAUUAUCUUCAGUACUACCUGUACAGCGUGCAGGCAAUGCUGGUCAUGUUCUGGGCGGCUGAACUGUGCCAGUUGACAUAUCAAGUUGGGGAGCGGCGGGCGAUUAGGCUCACGUUCCGCAAGCUGCACACCGCGGGGAAGUUGAUCUCGUGGCUUCUGCCCUUGCUGACUAUUCUGAUGCUACGAAUCCCGUCACUUAAGGAGUCUUUCGUGGCUUUUAUCCUCAUUGCCGACUUACCUUUGAUGAUCAGCCUUGCCAUAGGCAGUGGGCUUAUGAUAGCAGUUCUGAUCAGAUACGUGAGGACAAGACAAGAGUUCACACAAUGGAGCCCGCCAGAUUGGAACUCCGGUUCGACUUCACAAGGGGGCACAGCAGCCGCCGGCUCUCGAGACAGCUCGCACCGUAACUUGUCGGGAAGACGUGGACUCUACGAUAGAUGGCUCAUGGUUCGCUUCACCAUCGCUUUUGUCUCCCUAGCGAUAUUUGAGUGCACCAACACUCUCUUUCAAGUAACGGCAUUGCAAAACAACAUCAAAGACUCAAAGGCUUCUGCGCCGGACUUGAGCGCGGGCCAUGCGAUACAGACCAUGGUCCUUUUCAUGCCCGGAACAACACCAGGCAUCUUCAUCUUCGUCGUCUUCGGCACCACAGCUUCGUCGAGGAAGAAGCUCGCCAACCUGCUGAUACCAAAGAGCUGGCGCGAGUCGCCGAGCUGCUGCUUUGGCGGCCGCAAGAGCCGCUCGUCCACAGCCGACCCGCUCUCGUCGGGCGAAGGCGGCAUAACCGUCAAGCGCUCCUUGACCGUCACAUCAACGAGCCGACUGCGCGCCGGCCAAGCAUACGAUGACGAUUUCUCCGAGCCGAGCAUGAUAUCGAUGGAUGAUCUUCCCGGGCGGUCGGACGGCACACGAUCAGUGCAGAUCUCGCACAUGAAGCCAUUACCCCUGACACCAGGCUCGCCGCCCACGUCGAGAUUCAAUACACCGACCAAGGACAGUUCGCGCAGUGGUGGCACGACAUCAAAUGUGAGGGAACUGACAUCGAUUGAGGAGAAGGACAGCGUCGGGGGCGGGGCGCUGACGAGGACGAACACGGACGAUUCCCUCCGGGUCCCGAAUAUUCAAGUCCUGGGGGCGGAGCAUAGCGAUGAUUCGGGGCCGAUAUUGCCGAUACAAGGUCACGAGGUACGACUUUCGAGGGACAUGUUCACGCUGAACAGGGAGGGGAGCCGAAGUAAGGGAGACAGGAAGUCCCUGAACUUUUUGAGGCCGAAUCGAUAG
Diaporthe citri is the source of this 1596-nucleotide messenger RNA. RefSeq lists its product as uncharacterized. The coding region runs from base 1 to 1596 and encodes 531 amino acids. NCBI's taxonomy places the organism in Eukaryota, Fungi, Ascomycota, Sordariomycetes, Diaporthales, Diaporthaceae. The record is from RefSeq and is a predicted model, not a curated record. The transcript is spliced from 5 exons.